Molecule: messenger RNA, 2789 nt
Organism: Epinephelus moara (kelp grouper)
Lineage: Eukaryota; Metazoa; Chordata; Actinopteri; Perciformes; Serranidae
Gene: fgf16
Product: fibroblast growth factor 16
Exons: 3
Coding region: 899-1552 (217 amino acids)
Biological process (GO): positive regulation of gene expression; positive regulation of protein phosphorylation; cell differentiation
Cellular component (GO): cytoplasm
Molecular function (GO): growth factor activity; fibroblast growth factor receptor binding
Source: RefSeq, a predicted model, not a curated record
GUGGUUUAGCUGCUGGUUUGCUGGAGCACAUUGCAAACGUUGUGCAGAGGGGCGAGGAAGCACCUGCUUCCAACAAGGAGGUGGAGAAAAUGCUCUCAUGAAAACGUCCAACUGCAGUGGUUGGCACUGACACUUGUGCAGGAGGUUGGAUUGCUCUGAGAUUAUGCACAGGUUAUUUUGAUAGUCUUGUGAAGGGGGUAAACGUUCGCCUGAUGCUCUGUGGUUUUCCUUUUUUUCCCCAGGAGAGGCUAUGGUGUGACCAAAAACCAGUCAGAGUAAAUUAUGGAUUGCCUUUGUGGUAGAGUGGUUGUUACAGCUUAUGAUAAAUGUAGCUUUUCGGCUUUGCGUCAGCUGCCAUUUGUGUUUGAGCAAUGAUGAUCUUUGCUUCUGCAUCUGUGUCGCAUUUUAAUGCACCACAAACUGUUGCCAGAGUUCCCUGCGCCAGGAUGGGCGAUGUGGUUUUAUCAGACAGCCUCGGACCGCAAUCAGGAGCGCAGGAGCUAUGAGAAGACACCUCUGCUGGACUUGGAUUUGCUCGGUCGCAAGAUAGAUACAGCUUUCUAAGAGAGCAGUGACACACGCGUACAGACAAGCGGCAUCAUCAGUGGUAAAAAAGUUGGACUGAAAGUACACAUUCAGUGAGGAAACUGAUGCGCGUAAGAAGGGAUGCCAGCCAGGCGUGGCUUGUGUUUGAAUAUCCAAUGUGAGAAUGCGUGGGGAGUAUGUAUAUAAUAGAGUCUUUCCAUCUGAUAAACAGAUAUCAAACUGAUGAUUAUAGGCGAAGGACGAUCGAUAAAGUGAGAGGACGCUGCUGAUUUUGGAGGAGCACGGCGCGCUGGGUACGCUUUGGACUCGAGUAAAACUUUUUUCUCCCUCCUGGACUCACCGUACAUUUUAAAUGCCUUCGCUUAAUUUGACAGCUGUGCACACAAUGGCAGAGGUCGGGAGUUUUCUGGGGACGAUCGACUUGGAUUUACAAAGCUUUCCUGCACUCGGGAAUAUGCCCUUACCGGAGUCUCCAGUGGGCUUGAAUGAGCGGCUGGGGCAGAUUGAAGGGAGGCUGCAGCGGGGGUCGCCGACGGAUUUCGGGCACCUCAAAGGGAUCCUGAGGCGGCGGCAGCUCUACUGCAGGACCGGCUUUCAGCUGGAGAUAUUCCCCAAUGGGACUGUGCAUGGGACAAGACAGGACCACAGCAGAUUUGGCAUCCUGGAGUUCAUCAGUCUGGCAGUGGGUCUGGUCAGCAUCAGAGGGGUGGACGCCGGACUCUACCUCGGCAUGAAUGAGAAAGGAGAGCUCUAUGGGUCGAAGAAGCUGACGGCAGAAUGUGUGUUCAGGGAGCAGUUUGAGGAGAACUGGUACAACACCUACGCUUCAACUCUGUACAAGCACACGGACACGGGACGGUUCUACUACGUGGCCUUAAACAAAGACGGCUCGCCCAGGGAGGGCGGCAGGACUAAAAAACACCAGAAACUCACCCACUUCUUACCCAGGCCGGUGGAGAUUGAAAAGAUCCCUCAGGCGUACAGGGACUUGUUCCAGUACAGGUGACCAGUGCUUACACUUGGAGAACUGGUUACACUCGGAGGAACAGAAAUAAAAGGAGAGGAGGGAGAGAGUGUUGUGGAUAUUUUGGACCCGGUACAGAACUGUUUACCCUCAGCUCCCCCUGAGGUCACUGUGUUUGCGCCUCGGCCUACUGCCAAGCACUGACAUAAACAUUGUGCAUGUUCCUGGAUGUCUGCAGGAAAGUUAUCUUGUAAAACCACUGCAUGGACAUGGACGGAGGAGGCCCGCGUGACUGCCCAGCUGCUGGGUGAUCCAAUCAGGUGCCAUGUCUUCUCAAUAACCACUUUUUAGAGAUAAAUGCGUAGAUACUGAAGCGACAUGUAACGACAAACGGUUUUAAGUAGCAAUAAGCCGGUGGAGGGGAAUGGAUGGUAGACUAUGAAAACACCAAGAAGAGACUUUUUGGAGCUCCGAAUGACGGGAAGCACUUCAGAUUGUGCAUUCGUCAUGCACUAUACACAGUUAAAUGUAAGAAAGGGCACAUUCCACAUACACAGAGACAGAUGGCAGAGGAAGAAACUAUGUGCUACAUGCGUGUUAAGUGACAGGUUGGGAUAGUCAGGUACUAAAGAAGAAGAAUGUCUGUGAGGCAGAGAGCAAGCAGUUGCAAGGCGAACUGGAGUUUUAUUAAGUUGUCUUCAAAAUCAAAGAUGAAAGAGGGAAAUAAAAUCUCUAAGAUGAAUGUGUGAUAGAUGAAAGAGCACUUACUGCACAUCCCCAGUCCCAGCUGUAGGCUCACUCAGUCCCCUGCGUAAUCAUCAGAGUCUAACGGUCUCAUUCAUCACAUUUAAAUCAAAUAUCAAGCGGCGUCUUGUAGGAAUUGUACGCAAAACAAGCAAUUAAGCUCGGGACAAAAGCACUUCUCUGACUGUGGUUGUAAAGAAUUGUGAUGGGCUUUUUAAAGGAUGGUGACAUGUAAUGUUCAGAAUGUCAGGAACAUUACUAAAAAAUGCAAGCAGCUGAGGUGUACAUAUGGGUGAUCCUAUUUAUGAGAUGUACAAUAUAUUUAUUUUCUACAUAUAAAGUAUAAAUAUAAAUCUAUAUAUUUAUUUAUUGCAAAGACUUUAUUUUGUAAUGAACUUGAAGUUAUCUGGACUGUAGAUUCUACUGAAAUUACACAACACAAAAAAAACUGCAAUGAACAUGACAAUAAAAUUGUCCUGCUAUUGAGAACUCAUUGUGAGAGACUAUUUUUGCAUGGAUAAAAAUCUGAUGUACC